GAUCCAGCCCCCGGGUCGACUCCCCGCGACCGCCAGGAUGCCGGAGGCCGAGAGCUCCUGCCAGGACGCCCCGCGCAGGAAGAAGCCGCCGGUGCGCCGCACGGUCAGCCAGAUCUGCCCGCCCCCGCGGCGGCCCCUGGCGGUGGCCGACAUCCGGCCCGGCAUGGAGAACGAGAGGCUGGGGGUCGUGCGGGAUUCCAUGUUUCAGAACCCGCUCAUCGUCAAGGCUGAGCUCGGGAAGCCCCGGGAAAGAAGCUGCAGCCUCCCCGGAAUUGAUUUUAAUUACGGACUCUACAUCCGGGGGCUGGACGGAGGGGUCCCCGAAGCCAUCGGCCACUGGCACGUGUUCAAGCAGCAGCCCACCUGUGCCCAGGAGCUGACCCGGAACUACAUCGCCAUGAACCGCGGGGCGGUGAAGACGGGCCUGGUGACGGCGCGGGAGAACCUGCUGUACCGGCAGGUCAACGACGUCCGCGUCAGCAACAAGGACGAGCGGCGCCUCCGGGACCCGCCCUCCCUGCCUCCAAAUAUGACCUUUGGGAUCCGCGCACGGCCAUCCACCCCCUUGUUCGACCUGCUGCAGCACCGGUAUCAGCAGCUAUGGAUUCAGGAGCAAAAGGCCGCCCAGAAAGCCAUCAAACUGGAGAAAAAGCACAAGGUGACCCUGGGGAAGCUUUAUGAGACGCGGAGCAGCCAGCUGAGGAAGUACAAGCCGCCUGUGAAGCUGGACUCGCUCUGGCAAAUGCCUCACUUCCAGAAGGUGGCCCCCCAUCUGGACACCUUCCCCACCGAGGCUGACCGCCAGCGAGCUUUCAAAGCCCACAGGGAAGAGUGUGCCGUGCGCCAGGGGACUCUGCGGAUGGGCAACUACACCCACCCCUAAAGCCUCCUUGACACAGUAGAAAGUUCCAGAAGGCCUCACCUUUCUUGCCCCAACUCACAUAAGACACUCUCCUAUUUUUACGUGGGUUCUGCUCCUGCAAGGCCCUCAGAUUCGGGCUUUACGUUAGUUAUUUUUGCUGAGUCCCCUUUUUAGAUUAGCCAACACUAGCUUUCCUUCGCCCAGCGCCCCUCUCCCCAGGGAUGCCCCCUCCUCUGGCAGGCUGCCUGCCCUCUCCUCUCAAGCUCUCACCCCGUGAGAUAAACUCAGAUUACCAGGCAGACUUUAGAUUCUGGGGCCAAGGAAUCUGAGGCUCUGCCCAGGAAGCAUCAGGAACAGCCCGUGUGUUUCCUGCAGAAUCGUGACAGUGACAUCCUCUGAGAGCCCUCGUUUAUAUUCCAAACAUGAGUUUCAAUCAUUCUUUUCGGGAGGCCUGAGUCUCACCACGGCAGCAGUGGCGCUGGGGCCUGCGGUCCCCUGGCCGCCCUGGCCGUCAGGCCACCACGGGCUCCUCCACCAACACUGACCUUGGCAGGUCAACCCUCGGGGGGAGAGCCUUCGGGCGAGCGCGGGCUGGGAGCGCAGGGGCCCAGGAAAUUCCCAGCCAAACCCUGGGCAGCUCUUCCCUCGCUCCCUCAACAUGUUAUCUGGCUUCUCCCCUCCAAUGACAUCCUGAUCUAUUUUCAAUUAAAAUGCU
Messenger RNA from Miniopterus natalensis, 1577 nucleotides. It is a transcript of the gene CFAP77, whose product is annotated as cilia and flagella associated protein 77. Lineage: Eukaryota; Metazoa; Chordata; Mammalia; Chiroptera; Miniopteridae. The record is from RefSeq and is a predicted model, not a curated record.